Molecule: messenger RNA, 10137 nt
Organism: Lymnaea stagnalis (great pond snail)
Lineage: Eukaryota; Metazoa; Mollusca; Gastropoda; Lymnaeidae
Source: the annotation of a GenBank genome assembly
AUAAACCAAUGAGAUGUCGCGUAAGAUUUAUCUUUACAUACAAAGCAGCCAUUUUCUUUUUUGUGUAUAGAAAGUUACAACACUCUAGUGAAAGGCAUUUAAACAAUCAAUUAAACAAUCAGUGUUAUUUCGAGACGUAAUACUGCAGGAAUGGCGAGAUCUAACGUCCGCUACGAAGUGGUAAUGAAAAAUUUGAAUUAAAAUAUGUUAAAAAUCAUUAUAAUCUUCUAUUAACAUUUAUAAAUUAAUACUAGUUUAAGUUAGUCUGAGUAUUGAAGUAUGAAAUGAAAAGAAAACAAUAGUCUAUAGUUUAUUUGAUGAACCUCAGCGGCGGAAUGUUUGUAGAUUCGGUGUCUGAUCUGGUCUGCACGAGCCACCCAUCUGUCCAAUACAAUAAGUGAGCUGGGAAGAUAUCUCACUUUAUACUUUAUUUACUCAUGUCCAUGUCAUUUAAAAUCAUGGCAGGUCAGUCUGGCACUUCAACUAGAAAACAGCGUCCACUCUUGCUUUUUAAUUUUAUGCCUUCAAAAACCCUGUGGCCCUCUCUAGACUGGGUACCCCUACACGGUACUAUUAGUUUAGUUUCAAUAAAAGAAUAACCAUUUAAAUUAGUUCUUCAAAAUGGAACAACAUGAGUUUUUAUAGCCCAUCUGAGAAAAAAACUUCAAAUUUUUAAAAAAUGAAACGAAAAUAAACUUUCUUACUUUCUAGCUUUAACUUUAGUCACUUUGUACUUUUGCUCAAAUUUUGAGCUAUGAAUUUUUAAAGAGCAAGUUUGUUAGUAAUUUAUUUGAGCUGUAUUCAUAUUCUGAUAUCCCAGCCCCUUUCAAACUGCAGAUUUAUAACACCAUAGCCAUAGCUUUAUUUAAAUUGAAACUCUUUCCCUAAAGCAAGAGAAAAUAUCACGUAUCUGCUGUAUUUUAAGAAUCUUAUUUAGCGCAGUUACCAGAAAUUUUAUUAUGCACGCUGUUGAACUCACAUUACACCAUACUUUAUUUCAUACCUAGAGAAUUAAAUGUAUAGAUUACAAAGCCCUUGCUUUAAGCCGACCUACUGAACUCAAAUUAAGUAACAAAGUCUUUUUAGUUAUAUACAAUUUUACAAUUUGGUCCGUUUUUGUGUAGGGUAGGUAGAGGACUUUAACUUCUAAGCAUAAUACACCAUGGGCGAAGCGCCCUAAGCAUAUUAAGCGGUGGAUUCAAAGUGCAAUCCUUCCUCCCUCACGCAGGCCUAAGCCUAAAUAAGGAUAAACUAGCCAAAACGGCAGGGAAAAAAAAAACAUUCCAAAAGCUAACAACUAGCUUUAGUAGUUUCAUACUGACUGUUGCUACUUUAUAACAUAAAUCAUAAUGAAUUUAAAUAUUAAAUUAUUUCUUUAGGCGUAAAGUAGUUUAUCGAAGAAAGGGGAUCAUGUACAAUUAUAUACUAAUUCUAGUAAUAGUCUUCUCUGAAAGGUGCAAUGGUGGAAUCAAUAUUCCUACUAAUCCAAUGAUAUUUAUUAAAAAAAAUAUCAACUAAGGUAUGCUCGUUAUUCACUCAGACAUAAGUUCAUGAUACCCGGUUCAUAAAUUUUUACCUUUUUGUUUUACAUACAGGCAUAAAUGCUAAUGUUACCCAUAUUUACUACUGCCAGGAAAUAAAAUCUAGGGGAGAGUGAAAAAUUGGUCGUAGCAACUUUGUGUCUCUUGGUUAUGGUGGAAUACCCACCGAUGACCCGCGAUCGCGCCCUCCCCCUUUUUAAUUUCUUGUGUAGUCUCAGUAGUGGGAUUGUUAACAUACUUGUGGCCCACCAUGACCCACUUUGUGGCCCCCGAGGUAAUGAAAUUUUCUUUUUUAUUAUUAUUUUCUUUUGGCCAGCACAAAUUUUUCAUAAUGUGUUACGACCCAUCUUACAUUUGAAUUGUGCAGGCCUGGCCUGAAUGAUUCAAAUAUCAAUUAAAUAGAUCAAAGUCCAAUAGGCCUAUAAUCCUCUUUAAGAGUUUCCCAUGACACCCUAUAUAAUAUAGGGUGGAGAAAUAUCAGUAGCAAAUAAGCCUAUACAAUGACAUGAAAUCAUUGACCUUAAUAUUAGCUGAAAUGUUGGAACAGUGUUUCUCAACUUUUUUGCCCCACCUGAGUAACUAAAAAGUUUUUAAAAUGUCUUCCAUCUAACCACCAUAGCCUUAGGGUCUAUAAUUGUUGCUGUCAGGAAGAUUUCAUUUCAUUUUCAUUGCCUGUUUAGGCAUCAAGCUUUAGCAUUGUUGGGUGAAAAUAUUGCAGUUAGUUAAUUAUAUUAUAUUGCAAUAAUUGACAAACAAUAACAGUGGUUAAAUAUUUUUCAAAAUUCAGUCUAAACAUUGCAACACACACCUUUUAAUUUUUUUAAUAAAGUCAAUAUAUUUCCUGUCUCUAAUACUAAUUAAUAUUCGCCAAUAAUCUUCAAGGUUAGCCGCAUGUGCUAAAUUACCUAAUUAAACUUCUUUUGCUGCCAUCUACUUACUUAAAUAUAUAAAAAUUGUGCCCCCCCCCCAUCUUUCAGUGGGAGAUAUCAAUUUAAUGUGACCUCUUUUAAAUCAAUUAUUUAUUGUUAAAGCAUUUUAAGCAUCUUAUACAAACAUUCGUAAAUAUAAAUUUCAGCUACCUUCAGAGGAACAAAAUGUACCUGCAGAACCAGUAGCCAUGGCAAUGGUUAUUCCACCACCAGGCUAUGCUGAAAAUGCUGUUGUGGAGCAACAUGGAGGUAGGAGAUGUAAAUAUAAAAUAGUAAAUUGUGUUUUCAAAAAAUGUGUUAAAUGUUAAAUCAGGUUUAAUCUAUGUUUCAAAUAAAUGACUUACUUUAAAAAAAGUUUAUAUAAAGCUGAGUAUUUUGUGGGAUAAUGGUGAUAGGGCACAAUUUAAUCAUUUCUAGACCAAAGAUUUGAUAACUUAUCUGAAUAACCUUGCUGAGAUUAAGAAAGAUAUAGAAACAUUCUGAGUAUGAAAGGUCAAAUUUUUUUUAAAUAGCCUUAUUUUACUUACACUAAAAUGUUUCAAUAGUAUUAAUAUUUAUAAUUGGUUUAGGUUUAUAAGUUAGGUUUAUACAAUUGCUUUUAUGUUUUAACUGCAUUAGUUUCAGUAUUUAUUUCUCUCAAAAUGAACUAUAUAUUUUUGGUAGAAUCCAAGCUAUUUAGCAUUCCAAAUAUAGGACUCAAUUUUUAUUUUAAAAAAUUCAAAAGCAUACAAAUAAUGCAUAUUAUGUGUGUUUUCACAAGUUAUUGAAUUUGCGCAUUCUGUAGUUUGGCUGCACAGAUUUUUUAUUUUAGUCAAUUGAGUUGGAAUCAUCAGGAUUCUACUGAUAUGAUGCAAAUUCUCCUCCCCAUUAUGAAAAAUUUAAAAUAUUCUAUUACUGCUACUAAAACUUUUUAAAAAAAAUUUAAUUUCUAUUCUGUUUUGUUAUUGUACUAUAACAUACAGCUGUACGAUUCAUAUUUUCAGAUACUCCUGCUUAUGGCCCAGCCAAAUUGCCAAACUAUGAGGAUGCAACAAAUUUACCAACUUAUGAAGAAGCUGAGAGGACCAAACUAGAGCAGGAGGUAGCGGCGGCAGCAUCUGGUGUCUCAACACUGUCUGAAUGUGAAGGAGGAAGAGUACGUUUAACCACGGUCAAAUUUUAAAAAUACAACUCUUUAUUACAUCACUUAAAUUUCCAGAGUUAUUGCUUCAAAGGUUCUUUCUUUUUUAUGCAAUAAGUUGCUCAUCUGCAAAUGUUAAACAUUUUUAAUGGCUCGAUAUUCCUUUUUCUAAAUAGCUCACAGGACCAGAUGGCAUUCCAGAAAUAGCCAUUGGAACUGAUGGCAUGUUUAUCUGCACAUUUUUGAGUGAGUUUUAAAAAUGGUUAUUUCUUUAGGGAAUUACCUGGGUCCAUUUGAUUGUCAUGUUUUGUUUGUGAUUUUUGUGGUCAUUAAAUCUCGACAUUUGAAGAUAUUUAUUUGCUGUUAAUUGUUAUCGGUUUACCUAAAGAUAGUAAAUCUAUUGCUUUUGUAACGUUGAAGCUUAUCAUUGAUUUGUGACAACAUUUUUUUCCCCAGUCUCAUUUCUUUUCAACUGGCUUGGUUUCCUUUUAUCCCUUUGCCUGUCCAACACAGUUGCAGGAAGAUGUGGUGCCCUGUCCGGUCUGGGCUUGAGCAUAGUGAAAUGGGUAGUCAUUGUAAAGGUAUGUAGUUAAUUGGAAUGGUGCACAGUAUAACUAAGUUACAGUUACAGAGCUGUGACUUCUCCUAUGUACAAAAUAAGUCAGACUUUUUCAUUAGACUUUAAUUUUUCAUUCAGAAGUGCACAAAAGUUCACUUAAAAUUAUUUAAAUAAAAAAAUCUAUUAAAAUUAAAAACAAUUGAAUUGUACAGAGUCCAUGUAUUUUCAGAAUAAACCUGGUAGCUUUGGUUUCUGGUAUUUAAAAUUUGAGAAUGAUCUAUAAAAAAAAAAAGAGAAAUGUGGGGAUAAGUGAAAACUACAUGUAUAGAAACAGUAAUGAUCAUGAAUAUAUUUGAUUUGAAAGAUUCAUAAAAUGAAUAGCAUAUAAUACUGACCAAUAGCAUAUAAAAAAUCAAACACGGAACAAAGUUGCUAUAUAUGCAUGAGUGUUUCUGGUUGGUAUUUGUUUUCAUUUUUCUUAUACCAAUAUAGGCAUAUCACUUUAAUAAAUGUUUGUAUCAUCAUCAAGGCAAAGCCAUCUUAGCCAUUCUUCUUGUCCCGAUUUCUUCACUUGAGUUUAAUGCCUGUUAAUUACUAUUAUUUAAUCAAUUACUAUUAUUGAAUACACGAUGGAACUUAGAAAUAACAAAAUAGAAUAAAACUUUGGCUAUUCAGUAUCAUCAGCCGGCAUGUGAAAGGAAAUUUUAAUGGUAGACAGAAAGUGCUUGUGAUCAUAACCAAAGAUAUGCAUCUUGCCAAGUCAAAUAAUCAACAAGUACAUUGUUAUUUUCAGAAGUUUUCAGUUUCAUUUAGCAUACAUUUAGUUUCGCACCAAUCACUAAUCAGUUUUCUAUUAUUUAUUUAAUUCAGAUAAAAAUGAAAAACAUUUGUGUUUAAAAGUGUGGAUUUACAUUUAUUUAAACAGCCAGACCUGGUUCUGAUUCACUGGCCUGGGUAUCCUCAGGGUGUGUAAUAUUCGGCAUUUCCGAGUAUCCAUGUCAGCCCCCCAGUUCAGCCCUAGUUUUUAUAUUUUUAAAAAAAAAUCUCUGCUAUAUUCCGUUAGACUAUAUUGUGUAUUUGGAGAAGCACUGAAAAAUAUAAUUCCACUAAUACCAUAUUCCACUGGACUAUUUAUUUAAAGAAUUCAUAAUGAUGUUUCAAACUUUGUUAUAUCUACCAUUGCAUUAUUAUUAUUUUUAAAAAAUCUUUCUUAACUCUUUUAUGGCAAUUUUCUUCUUCUUUUUUUUUUUAAGCACAACAAUUGGGGAAAUAAUGUCGCAGAUGCUGACUCCUGGCUGUGGUGGCUUUUGGUCCUCUGUGGUAAGUAGAGAUGCACUGAUUAAUUAGUAAUCUGCCAUUUUGAAAAUUAAUCAGUGUUAGCAUAUUUGUAAACCGAUUAAUCAGCUUUCAGGUUUAACCUUAGGGUUUUAAAGUCACUGUAUACAGAAUCUCUUGCAAAUAAUCAUUUAAAAUGUCUAUUGCCUCAAGCCUUCAAACCCCUAGUGCAUGAUUUCCUCAUCAACAUCAGUAAGAGAAACAUUGCAAAUCCCAUCUACAUGCAUAGGAGCCAAAAUGAUCAAUAAAUUGAUCGUGGGCCCUUAAAAUAUAGAAGAAGAAGAAAAUGAUUUCUGACGUACGGGUCGGAAGAGGAGAUGUUGUUGCUUCAGACCACCAUCUUCUAGUGGCCCGGCUGAGACUAAAACUGAAAAGGCACCACACUGACCAGACAACAUAUUGCUUGCGCUGCAACAUCCCCCUCCUGAAAGAUAAGGCCGAACAGGAAGAGUUCAAGAUCACUCUAUCCAACAAGUUCCAAGUACAUGAAUUGCUAGGAGACGAAGUGAAGAAAGCAGUCAAAUAAACAUGUCAGGAAGUGUUGGGAAACAGGAAACAUACACACAAAGAAUGGAUAACAGCAGAGACAUUGAAGAUGAUAGAAGAGAGAACAGGGAAGAAGGCAGAAAUUAACAACAGCCGUACAUGAGCGCAGAAAGUUAGGUCCCAAAAAGAGUACUCGGAAGCAAAUAGGAAAGUAAAGAAAAGUGCUAAGUUGGACAAAAGGAACUUUGUAGACAUGCUUGCCGAAGAAGCGGAAGAAGCAGCCUACCAGGGGUAUAUGCGAAAAGUGUUCGCUACCCUCAAGAAAUUGACUGGGAAGUUCAGGAAGCCAGAGAGACUAGUGAAGGACAAAGAUGGUAAGAACAUACUAAAUGAAGAGCAACAGAGAAACAGAUGGAAAGAACACUUCGAGGAACCUCUAAACAGGCCAGAGCCAAGUAACCCACCAGAUAUCCAGCCAGCUGACAGUGACCUGGUUAUUGACUGUAACACACCCACCAAAGAAGAGAUCCGUAUUGCCAUCAAACAACUUAGAAAUGGCAAGGCUGCAGGACCGUAUGGCAUCCCAGCAGAGGCACUGAAGGCUGACGUGAACACCAGUUUAGGGAUGCUACACCCUCUCUUCAUGAAGAUCUGGGAGGAAGAACAGGUUCCUUCUGAGUGGAAGGAGGGAUAGCUCAUUUAAAUCCCAAAGAAGGGGGACUUAAGCUGCUGAUCCAACUAUAGAAGGCUCACCUUACUGUCCAUCCCAGGCAAGGUUUUCAAACGCGUAUUACUCAACAAAAUGAAAGACCCCCUGCUGCGAGACUAACAAGCUGGCUUCCGCACCAACAGAUCCUGUACAGACCAAAUUGCAACACUGUGCAUUACCUAGAGCAAUCACUGGAAUAGAACUUGCCUCUCUGCAUAAACUUUGUUGACUACGAGAAGGCCUUUGACAGUGUGGAUAGUCAAACCCUCUGGAGGCUGUUGAGACAUUAAAAUCACUGACUUAAUCAGGAACUCCAAUGAAGUGAUGACCUGCCGAGUGGACACGGACAACAGAUGACCGAUGCUUUCCAGAUGAAGACCGGUGUGAGGCAAGGAUGUUCGACUUUCCUGUUUCUAUUGGCCAUUGACUGGUUGAUGAAAACAUCCACAGAGCAGAAGCGGAAUGGUAUACCAGCUUGACGACCUCGAUUUUGCUGCUUCUCUCCCAUACCCAACAACAGAUGCAGGAGAAUUUGUUCCCGUUGUCCCGGGAUAACUCUUAGAAUGUCUGGGUCCAAACACUUGAGUAACAACCUAAAGAUCAGAACCUUCAAAACCAUGGUGAAACCUGUUCUAUUAAAUGGUGUAUAGACAUGGAGAACCACUGCUGUGAAUAUAAAGAGAAUCCAGUCCUUCAUGUUCACCAAUAACUGCCUAAGAAGGGUUCUCGGGAUUCACUGGCCUGACAGAAUCCGGAACCAGAAACUUUGGCAGCGGACAAAGCAGAAACCGGUAGAACAUGAGAUCCUCCAAAGAAGAUGGAGAUGGAUCGGCCAUACACUUAGGAAACCUGCCUCCAGCAUAACUAAACAAGCCCUGAACUGGAUCCCUCAGGGAAAUGGAAAAGAGGCAGGCCGAGGAACACUUGGUGCCAUGAAAUGGAAGCAGAUACCAAGAAACUUGGCCAUACUUGGGGGAAGCUGGAGAGAUUGGCUCAGGAUCGUGAUGCCUGGAGGACCCUUGUAGGCGGCCUAUGUCCUAGGAAGGAUCACAGGCGUCGAUGAAGAUCGGCUGCUGUUCCUGGAGGACGAAGAGGCAAAAGGAGAAGAAGUUCCUCCAAGCCAUUCUCAUAUCCUCUUGAGUCUCUUCAUAUAAACAAGUAGUUCUCUAUGGAAAUUAAUUUGUACCCAUUGAUAUAUAUAUAUAUGGGAGACCAGUUAUUCUGGGGUAAUUUUUUUUAAAUUGGAGCGACCUUAGUUGUCAGCGUAUCAGUAACACAUGAUCUUAGGUAACGUCUUUGUUGCUCAAUAUUUUAUAUUUUUUUGUCAGUGUAAAAUAGCUUGUAAGAUAUUUUUUUGUGCUUUCAGGUUUCCUUCUCUUUGUCAGAGGCUCUGUGCAGUAUGUAAGAGUAAAAUAUGAGUGGGCUCGGCUUAGUGGCCACAUUCGUCACUUUCGACUGAUAUAGGCAGAGUUGCACAUUUUUUUUGCAUUGUCAGAAAAACAAAUGCUAGGUGCCAUCUGAGGCUGUGGUCUUAAUUUGUGUAAUAAAAUUCUUUUAACAGCACAUUUAUGUGUUUUUACAUUUUUGAAUAUUUUUUAACGUAAGUGGACAUUUAAAUGAGCUAGAUAUUUUUCUAAAAUGUAUAAACAUACCCAAGAAUCCAUUAAUUGUUUUUGAUACAGCCAUAUUACAUUGAAAUGUUUCUUAGACAAAAAUAUUACUUAAUUUGUUAAGUAUUUACAGAUUUCAUUGAAGCAUUAUUAUUUAAAAAGGUUUUUAGUACCAAAUAUUGCUAAAGUAAACAUUUUUCCUAUUAAAAAACGGAAUAUUUUAUACUCCUAUAGCAAGGUAUGAAAUUUAAAAAAAUUUUUUUUGCUUAAACUGUAGAAUUGCCUUCUUAAUCUUAUGCUCAUAAGUACUUCUUUGUAUUGUGUUUUGUGAGUAACAAGAAUUGUUUAUAUGAACUUGUACAUCAACACUGGGAAGAACAGUAAAUGGAAAGUGUCCAACACAGAUAGAGCCCAAUUUAUUAUUUUUAAAUCUUUUUUAUUUUUAAUUUGAUUGUUGAACUCUUUCCAUUUGCUGUAUGCAAUUAUUUACAGCAACCUACUAUAUAUUAAUUAUGAAAAAAUGCAGUGCACAUCUCUUUAUUGUGUCGUAAUUUUUUUCGUAUCAAGUCUUUCAUAUGCAUGUCAGUUGUUUUUUUAUUUUAAAGUUUCAACUGUUUCAUCUAACAAAAAGUUUAACAUUUGAAUUAGGAUUUCACGUUUCCCGCAGUUUUGCUUAUCCCGGGACAACGGGAGCAAAUUCUUCCUCAUCCUGAGAUGUAUUAAUUUAAUUAAAAAUAUACAAUUAACUGAAUUAAAUUAAUUCAGCACGGUUGACUAUACUUUACAGGUCUCCGCUUAUAGCGACAAUUAGUGACAAUCUGUCUCUGUCUGAAAUUUUUAAAAAUAAAAUUGUAUUCUGAAAGUAUGUACCUGGGAUUCCCUGGGAUGUCUUUUGUUUGCUAAAAAUCGUGAGGGAUCCGGGGAGAGAAACCCUAUUCUUAAUCCUAUCAUUUUCCUAUUAUCUAAUGCUUGAGAAUUGGAAGCAAGACAUUCAUGACACUGUAUAAAAUAGGAUUUUAAAAAAUAAUUGAGGAUCGAGAGAUUAAUUAUAUUUUUUUUCUUAGUCAGAAAUUAAAAGUUGCUGAAUAUGAAUACAUAAAUAUGUAGUUGUCAGAUUAAGAUUUCACACCACCCCUUUAUCAUGUUCAUUGUUGUGGAAACUAUUUUUUUAAUUAAGUUCAAUUUUUUUUUUUUUAAAUGUUAGUGGGCUUAUUGUUGUUAACUGUACUCUUAUAUUUGGAUGUUUUGUUAUAUUUACAUAAUGGUGUUUGUCUUUGCAAACAGAACAAAAAUUGAAAACAUUUCAGAUCCAAGUUGACUUCACAGAUGCCGUAUUUGUAGAAAAUAUUACCCACUCAUUCCACGAUUUCUUUGUUAAAGAUUGUCUUUAUAUUGAACAUUUAUUGUGCCACAUACACAAAAACUGUGUUUGUACACAUGAAUGUACCUGUGCUUUAAACUAAAAGUAAAGGGAUGUCAUAAUGUUGCUUGUGCCCAUUGAUAAGAAAUGAGAGCCCUUAAUGUCAUUCCAUGUCAGGUGAUGUUUCUUUUUCUACCGUCUCAUUUCCUGAUCCAGUUUGUCAUGUCAUCAACAUGCGAUAGGCCUUUCUUUAAAUAAACAUUUCUAAAGGUUUUUUUGUGUCUUUUUCAUUCACUAAGUACAUAUAAAUAAUUAUCAGUGGAAGGUUAAUUUUAAUUUUUUUUGGUUAAAUAUAUUGAGUAAUAUUCUUAAUUCUAAGUAUUUUUUUAAUAUGGCUUGUUAGUCGUAUACAAAACUUGUUCUUGAAUAUUUUAAAUCCAGUGCUUCUGAUGGUUGUUAUUUAUUCUUGGAUUUAAGUAAAUUAAAGU